AAACCCAAACAAAGACGUAAAAGCGUUCUCAGAUUCUACUUCCGGUGGUUUUCGCCCCGCGCCGCUCCGCUGUGAAGAUGCCGAAGUUUUAUUGUGAUUAUUGUGACACAUACCUGACGCACGAUUCGCCAUCGGUCAGAAAGACACACUGCAGCGGACGAAAACAUAAAGAAAACGUGAAAGAUUAUUAUCAGAAAUGGAUGGAGGAGCAGGCUCAGAAUCUCAUCGACAAAACCACGGCUGCUUUCCAGCAGGGUAAAAUCCCGCCCACCCCGUUCCCAGGAGCCCCUCCACCUGGCGGGUCUCUGCUGCCGCAUCCAAAUAUCAGUGGACCUCCGAGGCCGGGCAUGUUACCAGCUCCACCCAUGGGUGGUCCUCCCAUGAUCCCCAUGAUGGGUCCCCCUCCUCACGGCAUGAUGCCCGGAGGACCAGGUCCAGGUAUGCGGCCACCGAUGGGCGGGCCUAUGCAAAUGAUGCCUGGGCCACACAUGAUGCGACCUCCCACUCGGCCAAUGAUGCCGGCCGUUAGACCCGGUAUGGUGCGACCUGAUCGGUAAAGCUACGGUGCCACAGAUGACUCGGCCAAAUAUCUACACUGGUUUUACAGUCGAUCUAAGAGUUUUAUCACCCAUUUGUGUUUUAUGAUGACUAAUGUCCGCGGUCCGCUCGAGUGACUCAGAUUACCACAAAUUUUUGUAAAAUCUAACGAACCUUCCAUUGGCUUUCAUUUCAUAUUUAUGACAGACCAGAGGGUGUUGCGUAAUGGGUUUGUGUCGGAUGUGAAUUUAUUACGUUUUUUUAAUUUACUGUUGGGAUGAUUUUCAGCUUUUUGUUUUUUCCAAGUUUUUUGAGAAAAUAAAG
This is a messenger RNA of Puntigrus tetrazona (Sumatra barb), 861 nucleotides long. RefSeq names its product small nuclear ribonucleoprotein polypeptide C (gene snrpc). Gene Ontology annotation, cellular component: U1 snRNP; nucleus. Gene Ontology annotation, biological process: mRNA 5'-splice site recognition; spliceosomal snRNP assembly; mRNA splicing, via spliceosome. Gene Ontology annotation, molecular function: zinc ion binding; pre-mRNA 5'-splice site binding. The transcript has 6 exons. The record is from RefSeq and is a predicted model, not a curated record. Bases 78 to 557 code for a protein of 159 amino acids. Lineage: Eukaryota; Metazoa; Chordata; Actinopteri; Cypriniformes; Cyprinidae.